Octopus bimaculoides (California two-spot octopus) is the source of this 800-nucleotide messenger RNA. RefSeq names its product trans-1,2-dihydrobenzene-1,2-diol dehydrogenase-like. Gene Ontology annotation, molecular function: nucleotide binding. The record is from RefSeq and is a predicted model, not a curated record. Lineage: Eukaryota; Metazoa; Mollusca; Cephalopoda; Octopoda; Octopodidae.
AAUUUGUCGAGAAAAAGCGAAGGUCACCGAGUCUCUUGUGACAUACUGGCUUAGGGUUCUUGCAGCCGCCAUUUACGUUUUAUUUUUAGUUCCUUUACAGUUAAAACUAUACAAUGCAUUGGGGAAUAUGUGGUACUGGAUGUAUAGCAGAAGAUUUUUGCAAAGCUCUGAGCUGUAUGGAUCAGUCUCUACAUGAAAUCGUUGCUGUUGCUGGUGAUGACAGCAAUGAUGCCAGUGACUUCGGCACGAAGUUUAAUAUACCAAAUACUUACGGAUGCUGUGAAGAAUUUGUCAGAAAUAAGAAUAUAGAUGUAGUGUAUGUAUCCUCUCAAGUCGGUGACCGUUACGAACAUUGUUAUCUCCUGAUACAACAUAAGAAACAUGUUUUAUGCGAAGCUCCCUGCGCUUUGAGAGCAGAGGAAUGUUUUUCGCUGCUAGAUUUUGCAAGACGAAAUAAAGUGUUUUUCAUGGAGGGCAUGUGGAUGUGUUUCCUGCCGAUUUUUAGACACAUUAAAGAGGAAAUUGAUUAUGGUACCAUAGGGGAUGUAAAAUAUCUCGAUGCAGCUCUAUUUUUCGACGUUCUACAUAAGGAUAAGAAAUCCACCACAGGAAUAAGCGGAGGCAGUAUUUCCAAUAUAGGCGUGUAUCUUUUGUGGUUGGUACAUUUUAUAUUCCGAGAGAAUCCUGAACGCGUCAUCACUAUUGGAGAUUUUACAUGUAACGGUAUUGAUGAAGCAUGUAACGUUAUCCUUGUGUAUCAGAAUGGUAACAAAGCUUCUUUGUCAUGUCAUUCAAAAUUG